AUGGCUCUCCGCAGAGCACUUCAGUUCCGAGCAGAGGACCUACCCACCCCGGACAGACCUCCAAGGAGACCUUUGGACAAUGACAGGGUCGCCAUCCCAGAAGUCGAAGUACACACACCGGAAUACUCUUUGGACACCUACGAACGCAAUAUUCCCCCUUCUGCCACUCGCACAAAGGACUUGUUCAGGCUUUGGUCUCGCAGACUGCAGCCUCUGGACGUUGUUUACCUGAAGGAGAUGCUCGUGGAGUCCAGACCUCUCGAUGGACGGUACGGUUCCAUUUGUAGUGGAAUGGACAUUGGCGCGACGGUCAUGAAGCAGUUUUGGGACUGGGCUCGCUUCCAUUGGGAAAUCGACAGUGCAAGGUUCAAGCACACAUUUGCAUGCGAGCAGAACCCCAUGAAGCGCGAGUUCCUCCUUCGGACACAUCCGGACAUUCAACACAUGUUCAAAGACGCCACAGACUUGCAGCACGACUCGGUGUACGACACAAAGUACCACAGAGAGAUCAUGAUGCCACUGUGCACAGUCCUGACAGCAGGCUUCCCCUGUCAGGACUGCUCGGUGCUGAAUCCAUCCGCUUCCUCGUCGAGCAAUAGAUCCUGCGUGGCCACAGGAAGUCUUCGUACCGGCUCUGUGCUGCAGGCCAUUGUUCAGUACCUCAAAAACCAGGGACGUGCAGGACCAACGUUUUGUUUCUUUGAAAAUGUCCUUGGACUCAAGCACAGCUCGACGGAUGCCGACGGACACAAAACGUCCAACCUGGACCACCUCGGACACCUGGUGGACAAGGAAACCGAUCGACUUCUACAUGUCUGGCAUUUGGACCCACGCAUGUUCGGAAUUCCGCAAAGUCGCCCGAGGCUCUGGAUGACAGCCAUCCCUCGCAGGAUGUUCACAGGACUCAUUCCAGAACCCGAAGUUCACAAACUCCUCAACAGCAUCAUGAACACCCUGCUGGGCUUGAAGGAAAACCCUUUGUGCGACUACUUGGUGAAGCCAAGGUCCAGCUGCCUCAAGGACUUUCACUCCGAGUUCGUUCGAAAGCUGCAGGUCAUCCGAACUCGCCGUGCUCGUCGUCGUGCACAAGAACAAGCCAGAGACUCGGAGGACAUGCAGAACACGAACAACGACCCUGAAGGACAACAGAGGCGUCAAUCCUUGGGAGGCUCUUCGUACCGCUCCAGUCGUGCAGGCAGUGGACACUUCAGCCGAUGUUCCUCGGCCACACGGCUGCUUGCACACGAGAAGGUCGUCACGAAGGACUGGCUGAAGACUUUCCGCCGGGCAGCUCGGACAAGGCCGUACUUGAAGUGCAUGACCGCCCGGAAACGGAGGACUUUGUUCAAGCUCGGAGUGCACCAGUUCCCCAGCGGACACUUGAAGGUCGUGGACAUCUCUCAGGACAAGUUUGCCCACGCUACGGACCACUCGCCGUGCAUCACUCCGAAGGGCGAACGGUACUUGACGUCGGAGUGCAGGUACAUGGUGCCACUGGAGUCCCUGCGCCUGCAGGGCAAGUGGUUCUCCCCGGACGAUCCAGCGCUGGCCGAAGUGCCACAGACCCUCGUUGCAGAUCUCGCCGGAAACGCCUUCGAGGCAAGCUGCUUCGCCGCGACGUUCUGGGCCACCAUGGUCUUCCACGGACGUCUGCGGAUGUUGCAGAGGCCUCCGGGUAUCCCGCCGGAGCCACACAGUUCAGCCACCGGACAAGACAGGCAGUACCAUACACCAGAGUUCGACUCCCAGGUCCUCCUCGAGUACAGCGACAUGGAGGACGAGCAACAUUGA
This is a messenger RNA of Symbiodinium necroappetens, 1791 nucleotides long. Lineage: Eukaryota; Dinophyceae; Suessiales; Symbiodiniaceae. The record is from the annotation of a GenBank genome assembly.